GGCUGUACUGGACUAUUUUCAAUUCAAAACACCCGGUCUAGGUUUGGGUGCAGGCAGGGCUUGCUUUUCUUUGGCGAUCGGUCUGGAACAUUUUACAGUGACAAUGAAGAUCUCUGUUCUGCUUCUACUGCUGAGUGCCACCUGCCGGGCUGAGCCUGAACUGCAGGCAGCCCACACAUCCCAGCAGAGCCCAGCAGGCUGCAUGAACAACAUCACCAUCAUGUCACCUCCAGGGGUGCAGGGGCCACCUGGGCCUCCAGGACCCUUGGGUGAGCCAGGACGACCAGGUAACCCAGGCCCGCCAGGCAAGCUUGGCCCGCAAGGUCCUCCCGGGACGCCCGGCUCCUCCGCAAACCCUCCCGUUCACGUAGCGUUCACCGCCGUCCGAAUUGCCAGCCUCGGCCCAGCCGAUGAGGUCCUCACCAUUACCUUCCAGGUAGUCCACACAAAUGUUGGUGACCACUUUGACAAAAACACGGGGCAUUUCACCUCCCCAGUGAGGGGUGUUUACCACUUCAGCUUUAACUUCCUAGCCAUGUCGUCUGACUACAACCUGUUUGUUAUCCUCAAGCAUAAUGGUCGUAAGAUAACGUCUACAUAUGAAAGUGGGGGGAGGAGUGCGGGAGGGAGUGCUGUGCUACUGUUAGAAGAGGGGGACAAGGUUUGGCUGGACCUGGGGAAGAAAUACGCCAUCUACGACAAUGCCAACAUGUACAGCUCUUUCUCUGGCUUCCUCCUCUUCACUUUGGAGGAUGAUGUUGAAGAAAAGGAAUCAUAAGGACCACGAGCAAGGAGGACUUAGUGAAAGUGGAAAAUCUAAUGAAGAAAAAAAUUUCUUGAGACAAUCAUACCGGAAAAAUACAAGUUGGCAAAAAAUGAUCACAAAUAUAAGGGAAAGAAUACUUGAGCAAAUUGUAUGAUUUUAAAGAUGAGGUAGUGCAACGAGUAGAUCGGCUUAGACUUAAAACUGAGCUCUUAUGAUGUAACACAUAUGUAACGUUACUAUGUUUGAAAGUUGGAAGAUGACAUGUACAAUAUUGCUGGGUAUUGGUGAGCUGAUGUUCCUAGUAAUAAGAAUUUUUUACAUUAAGAAGUAUGUAUGCAGAAGACUUUGAUUCCAGCCCCACAAUCAAUUAGAAAUAGGGAUUAUACUCAGACUAACACUAAUGA
Messenger RNA from Branchiostoma belcheri (Belcher's lancelet), 1170 nucleotides. RefSeq names its product complement C1q tumor necrosis factor-related protein 3-like. The transcript has 3 exons. Bases 104 to 778 code for a protein of 224 amino acids. Gene Ontology annotation, molecular function: protein binding. The record is from RefSeq and is a predicted model, not a curated record. Lineage: Eukaryota; Metazoa; Chordata; Leptocardii; Amphioxiformes; Branchiostomatidae.